AUGUCUGACUCAGAAAAUGCCUCCGACUCAGAAAAUGUUUCUGCACCCGACUCAGAAAAAGCCUCCGACUCAGAAAAUGCGCCCGACUCAGAAAAUGCCCGACUCAGGAAUAACCCCGACUCAGAAAAAGCCUCCGACUCAGAAAAUGUCCCAGACUCAGAAAAUGCUCCCGAUUUAGAAAAUGCUCCCAACUCAGAAAAUGUCCGACUCAGAAGUAACAUCGACUCAGAAAAAGCCUCCGACUCAGAAAAUGCCCGACUCAGAAAAUAUUCGACUCAGAAAAAACCCAGACUCAGAAAAAUCCUCCGACUCAGAACAUGCUCCCGAUUUAGAAAAUGCUCCCAACUCAGAAAAUGUUCGACUCAGAAAAUGUUUCAGACUCAGAAAAUGCACCCGACUCAGAAAAACUCCGACUCAGAAAAUGCACCCGACUCAGAAAAUACCCGACUCAGGAAUAUCCCCGACUCAGAAAAUGUCCCAGACUCAGAAAAUGCUCCCGAUUUAGAAAAUGCUCCCAACUUAGAAAAUAUCCGACUCAGAAGUAACCCCGACUCAGAAAAUGUUCCCGAUUUGGAAAAUGUCUGA
Molecule: messenger RNA, 585 nt
Organism: Macrosteles quadrilineatus (aster leafhopper)
Lineage: Eukaryota; Metazoa; Arthropoda; Insecta; Hemiptera; Cicadellidae
Exons: 1
Coding region: 1-585 (194 amino acids)
Source: RefSeq, a predicted model, not a curated record